Messenger RNA from Oldenlandia corymbosa var. corymbosa, 1017 nucleotides. The record is from the annotation of a GenBank genome assembly. Lineage: Eukaryota; Viridiplantae; Streptophyta; Magnoliopsida; Gentianales; Rubiaceae.
AUGGAGCCAUGGUGUCUUGAAGUAGGUUUCAUCUCCUCCUUUCAUCCGUUCCCAGAGGUUGGAAUCCGAUUGAUUCCAAGUUGUUGUGUGUAUUACAGUGGAACAAAAGUUAGCCCGCCGAAUUGCAGAAUUAUUUUUAUGUGGUCAAAAGAAAAUAAAAACUUCGUUGGAACUGCUUUUCCGGUAACACAAGUUCAGCAGCAGCAACCAAGGAUUUGGAUAGUGUUGGGAUCUUCACCGAGUUAUGUUCCCACAAAGGACGACGUCGGUUGUUGUCUGAGGUUACUUUGUUAUGCCGUUAAUUCCCACGGUGUCCAAAUGUCUUUGACGUUUACUUUUGACACUAGUCCGGUUAGGCCGUCAACUAUAAACCCUUGUUCUCCUCGUAGCCUCAUCCUGACCAUCUCCGGCCUGAAAAGAUUAGCGAAACCACAUCUAGCCCUAGACCUUUUGAUCAAUCGGUUAAAUAAUGGAAAAAGGGACCUAGCGAAGAGUCGUCUUGUGAAAAACAACAUUGCAGUUGUGGCGAUAUUUGAAGAAAUCAGCAAUUGCCAUUUGAGAAUUUGUGUCGCAAAUACGCAUCUGACCAGUGGAAUGGGAGUGUCGGACGUCAGAUUGUUUCAAGUGAUUAGUCUCAUCGGUGGACUCGAAAAAAUCGAUUCUUUGGGGAUCCCAGUUUUAGUUUGCGGCGACAUGAAUUCGCCUCCGGGAAGCGACACUCACACCUUCCUUGUAAAUGGAAAGGAGUAUCAGGUGGACAUGAACAUGAGACAUUUGGACUACAUUUUAUAUCCACAAGAUAAGUUGAAGUUAGAUGGAGUGUUUAAAAUCCCUUUCUAUGAAAGCAUAGGAAAGAAAAGGUUACUUCCUAUACCUCAAUGGUCAUCGGACCAUAUGGCACUGGUAGCAAAUUUGAGGAUUAAGAAAGCUUACAGGGGGGAGAACUUCUCCGAACUUCCGGUUGAUCCAUGGGAAGAAUUGAAAAUGAUGAAGAAUAUCGAGGUUCCACGCAGAUGA